UUGGAGUUCACCAACAGCUUUUUUUGACUCCGGCCGAUCGACGUCCAGAGAGAAGUUUGAUCAGUUUCAGCGCUGCUAAAAACAAUCCGUCGUUUCCAUACUGAGUUUUGAAGAGAAGACUCUGCAGAGCCACGGAUCCAGAGCCUUAUCUUGAACGCCAUGUUGGUGGACUCCUAAAGUUCACCUGCUUCAGUGUAUUCCUUGUUCUGUGUAUUUAGUGUAUUGCAGCUCAGCCAAAACAGGUUCUGAAACAGCAACCUUCAGUCUGCCGGUAAACACAGCGGCAAACAUCAAGUGACCCUGGAGCCAAAAGAUCCGCCCACAGAAACCACCGUUGUGGAUCUGAUACCACUACACCUGAACCAGGGGGCCGCUGGCGAAAAGGAAAUCGCCUGGAGGAUUCCUGCUUGCUGUCGGCUUAUUAUUCACAGCAAACAUCCAGAUAUCAGUCCUGAUAACCCUCUGGGACACCCUGCUUGGACGAUACAGAGUGCACCAAUGAAUCAGACCAUCAGAGUUAGUCAUCAGGUCUUCUCGAGGGCCUCUGGUGCUCAGAAACCACAAACAAAGUGUCAUGAGGUGUCACGGAUGUCGCAGCGAGAGAGGACCCAAAUGCCGACAUAACUGCAAAAACUAAUAUUUGAUUCCACAAACCAGACAGGCCGACAAAACGCUGAACAAACGGCUGGUUGUUUGGAAAUGAAGCUGUGUCUUCUUCUUCUCUUGCUUGGUCUCUGCUGUCGGGGACUGACUGAGGAGCUCGCUCCAGCUCCCCAUGUCUCCGGCCUUGUAGCUGAAGAGGAGGAGACGGAUGAGGAGCGUCCCGGCUGUGGAGGAGGGCGAGCGUUCAGCCACGAGGAGCGCAGGGCGAUAGGGGGUGCCGUAGAGCGACUGGGCCUCCGGCUCCUGGAGAAGCUUCUUCUUGGUGCCCAGCAGCCCAACGUCAUCCUGUCGCCGCUCAGCGUGGCCGUGGCCCUCGCUCAGCUCAGCUUGGGCGCUCGCAAUGAGACGGAGAAGCUGCUGCUGGAGAGCCUCCACGCUCUCAACCUGCCGUGUUACCAUCACACACUGGGAGGCCUUCUAUCCCAGUCCAACCACACAGCGCUGGAGGUGGCCACACGCAUGUACCUGAGGCCAGGAUUUGAAGUGAAGUUGUCUUUCAUUGAGGACUCUCUGGCCAGGUACAAAUCAUCCCCGGCCCCUUUGGUCUCUGUGGAGGAGGUCAACCAAUGGGUGGAGAGUGCCACCAAUGGUCACAUCCCCAACUUCCUGGAAAGUAUUCCACAUGGCGUGGUGCUCAUGCUCUUGAAUGCUGUGCACUUCAAAGGUGAAUGGCAGACACGGUUUGACCCCCUGUUGACCUCUAAGGGAGUCUUCUACCUGAAUAACCAGAACUCUGUCUCGGUGGACAUGAUGAAGUCUGCUCAGUACCCUCUACGCCUGCUGCAUGAUCCAGAGCUGGAAGCUCAGGUUGCCAGUUUUCCUUUCAAGGGAAACACGAGCUUCCUCGUGGUUAUGCCGUUGUCCAACAGAGGAAACUUGUCGUAUCUGCUUCCCAAGCUGAACAUCUCGGACCUUUACAGACGUUUGCCUCACGAGAAAACAAUGCAGGUCAACCUGCCCAAGGUGAAGCUGCAGUACCGCCAAGAGCUGCAGGAGGCGCUGACCAGCAUGGGCCUCGGAUCUCUGUUCUUGGCUCCGGACCUUUCUGGGAUCUCUGAUCGGCCACUGAGUGUGACGGGCGUCCGCCACGCCAGCGCCAUGGAACUCAGCGAGGAAGGCGUGGAGGCGUCCGCCACCACGGUCGUGACCUCCAUGCGUUCCGUCUCACAAUUCUCCGUCAACUCCCCCUUCCUCUUUGCCCUCGUGGACGACGCCUCCCUGGCGCCGCUCUUCAUGGGCAUCGUCACUAACCCCGCCCCCGACCACGACCUCAUGCUCAACGACGACCCCGGACACAACGCCACCAUGAGCGACCAGCCGGUGGCGGACGACAUCAGGAACAGAGACACAGACAGCGACGCAGAGUCGUGUGGCGCCCCCGCUGGUGGGAGGCAGCAGCUACAGGGCGAGGACGGACCGGGCGGGAAGACGGAGUAGCGGGAGAAGAAAACCAGACGACUCUGAAGCCGAUGGAAGUUUAAAAUCUCAAGAACAGUUUGGACAUUUCUGUGAAAUAUGCUGAAGGUUCUGAUGAGGACAUUGACACGUUUCUCAACACGAAGUUACAGACAGGAAGCAGUUAGCUUAGCUUAGCAUGAAGACUAGAAACAGAGGGACAUAUCGAGGUAACCAAAUUGAAUCUGCAACUCUCGUUAGCUUAUGCUAAGCUAAGCUAACUUCCUAAUGAGAUGAGAUAGAACUUUAUUAAACCUGAAGGAAAUUCUGGUGCCAGAUUAUAAUCAAAUAUUAAAACAAAAAAAUUAAAUAAAUAUACAAACAUAUACAAACAAUAUAUUAAGUGUAAAAAAAAGUUAAACUGACACGAGUGCGGAAUAGAACAAGAUAUAGAUAACGGUAAGGUAAAUAAUAAUAAACAAAUAAAAGCAAAAAUACAACAACAACAGAAGUAUAUAAGAUCCACGAGUAGGGAUGAGAAUUGAUAAGAUUUUAACGAUUCCGAUACCUUAUCGAUUCCUGCUUAUCGAUUCGAUUCCUUAUCGAUUCUCUUAUCGAUUAUUUUGGGCAAGGGGUGAAAAAAAGAGCACAAACGGAUUUAUUCACAUUAAUUUUCUUUUAUAUAAUGCUGCACACACACAGUAUGUAUACAUACACAUUUACUUUUUUUAAAUCACCAAAAACAUUUAUACGAUAUUACUCUUGAACUUAAAAUAAAACUUACAUAACUUAAAUAAAAUGUAUUCUGUUUAAUUUAAACAUGUUCCUAGAAAUUACAGUGCUCCUUCCUUUUUUUAAAAGGGUAUAUGAACUGAGCUGCCAAAAAUGAAACUAGCAGUGGCAAAUACCAAGUGUGCACCAUCAAUUGUAUGGAUCAUAAACAAUUCUUGUGCAGAAAAAUAAGCAUGUCUGCUUUCUCUGGGAGGAUACGCGAUCUCUCAGGACUUAUUGUGUCUCCAGCCGUGGAGAACACUCUCUCAGAUGGGCUGGAGGAUGCCUGAACACAAAGAUAUGAGGAGGUGUACAAGACGUCUAGCUGUAGCCUGUGACCAGACAGACGACCAGCCUCUGAACCGGUCUGACUCUGAACCUCAUCAGCUAAAUGGGAUGGCAAUGGAGAUUAUUUAUAUAGUGAAAGCUGGUUUACACAAUGAAACAAAUGGCACGAACAAAAUUGCUGAAUUUGCUGAGCUGACAUAAAGCCACAUGAAGAGGGGAGGCAAACACUACCUCGCCUCAAUGUAGGGUGACAAUGGAAGAUUCUGUAGCUAAGCUAGCGUAGCUAUAUGCUAAGUUUAAUAAUGGAUUAAAAAUCGAUAUGCUCAGUUUAAUAAUGGGUUAACACGAUAACGCGAACGUUUGCUGAUAACACACGCCCUCCAAUAAUUAAUACCGUUACGAUCAAACAUUUCUCAAAACUGGACUUUCAAUCCAAACGUGAAGUGAUCGAUAAUGGGACCAAUGCCGGAGCUCAAAUGUAUGCUUCAAACGAAGGGACAGAAGAUAACUUGAUCGACUCCACACAAUAAAGGCAAAUGGCUUCACACAGUGAGUGGUUGUGAUCACUUCUGAGGAGUUUACCUUGGACAGAAAGAGAUGAAGCCGACGUUAGCUGAGCUGCUGCAUCGAACACAUGACAUUCCUGUCAUUUAAUUCCGUGCGUGUUCAAAUGCUUAUUCAUCUUUGUUGUAUUUCCUCCCUUCGACGAAAUAGAUUUUUGACACACAUUACAAGUGGCGUAGUUGUCAUUUUGUCUUGUGAAAUAGAGCCAAACUUUAGAGCGCUUCUGCCUCGUUGCCAUGUUUGCUGCAGUCUGAAGAAACUAAAAAAGUUCGCGCAUGCGCAACGCCACAAAGAACCGUUAGCAGAACCGUUAAAGAAUUUGGCUAACGAUCCCAAACAAUCGGUUCACUGGGAACCGGUUCUAAAACAGAACCGGUUCUCGAUGCCCAUCCCUAUCCACGAGUGAAGGGAGAAGUCAAUGUUCUCAUCGAGAAGUGAAGAAGCCGUUUUAUGAAUUUCAAACUGAUUCUGAGAGCAGAACCUCAAACAGCUGCGACUAACGUGGUGAAUUAGAGAUGAAAUGUCAGGUUUCUGUUGUGAUAACGUUUUAAAAUACAGCGUUUAAAGAUGUGAAUAAUGAA
Pseudoliparis swirei is the source of this 4262-nucleotide messenger RNA. It is a transcript of the gene serpinf2a, whose product is annotated as serpin peptidase inhibitor, clade F (alpha-2 antiplasmin, pigment epithelium derived factor), member 2a. Gene Ontology annotation, biological process: negative regulation of endopeptidase activity. Gene Ontology annotation, molecular function: serine-type endopeptidase inhibitor activity. The transcript has 9 exons. NCBI's taxonomy places the organism in Eukaryota, Metazoa, Chordata, Actinopteri, Perciformes, Liparidae. The coding region runs from base 700 to 2100 and encodes 466 amino acids. The record is from RefSeq and is a predicted model, not a curated record.